UUCUACGUAAGUAUUAUUGGGGCGUUGAGCUCAAGUUUUCUUUUUCUCUCUCUUCUUCUGCACCAUUUGGUUUUGAUUCGGAUUUUCUUGGGUGGUUUUUUCUUUUCAUUUUUUAGUUUGUCACCCAAAAAAAAUAUAUAUAUAUAUAUAUAUACACACACACACACACACACACACACAUAUAACUUAACAAAAACACCCAUCCCAUCUAUCUCCUCUCCAUCUUUUUUCAAAAAGAGAAUCAUUUCUGUUUCUGUCUCUUGUCUCUGUAUCUUCAUUUUCCCUCAAUCUACCUCACCAAUUCCACUCUCUCUCUCCCCCCCAUUGCCAGCUAUAUUGCUUCCUAUAACUAUAUUCUUGAUUGGAUUCUUCAUUCCAGAUUGAUUUUCCCAGCUCACUGUCAAAGUCCCUCCUAAUUCAUACUUCUAACAGAUGAAGAAGUUUAUCUUCGGACUGGACUUGCAUGAUGACAAAGAGAAGCGAAAGGCUUUGAAGACAGUCGCUGCCCUUCAAGGGAUUAAUGAGAUGACCAUUGAUCUCAAGGGCAAGAAACUAACAAUAAUUGGAACAGUUGAUCCAGUUGACGUGGCGAGCAAAUUGCGCAAAUUUUGGCCAACAGAUAUAAUCGCAGUUGGUCCCGCUAAAGAGCCUGAGAAAAAGGAGGAGCCAAAGAAGGAAGAAGCUAAGAAAGAGGAAGCCAAAGAGGAGCCAAAGAAAGAAGAGUCCAAGAAGGACGAACCAAAAAAGGAGGAACCCAAGAAAGAUGAAGAGAAACAAGCUCCAGAACCAGCGCCAGUUCAGGUUCAAGUUCCAGUCCCAGUGCAAGUUCCAGUAAUGCCGUAUCGGCCAUAUUACCCUCCGAUGCAGAGCUCAGUAAUGCCAUAUCGGCCAUAUUACCCUCCAAUGCAGACCUAUUAUCACCCUAACCACAGCGUGGAAGAGUAUCCAAAUGGAUGUGUUAUUUGUUAAUUUUGGCAAGACUGUUUUGCCUUUUCUUUUCCUCCCUAUAGAUGGUGUUGUGCUUUAUAAAUACAAAAUUCAGGGCAACACCUGGGCCGUGACAAGGGAAGCUCCUGUGUAUAGGUGCGGUUCUAUAUGUUUGUCUGUGAAGGCGCUGAAUAAGAAAUUUUGCCAGCUAUAUUUCAAAUCAUUAGUUAGACGACGCAA
Molecule: messenger RNA, 1167 nt
Organism: Coffea arabica (coffee)
Lineage: Eukaryota; Viridiplantae; Streptophyta; Magnoliopsida; Gentianales; Rubiaceae
Molecular function (GO): metal ion binding
Source: RefSeq, a predicted model, not a curated record